Messenger RNA from Scutellospora calospora, 1149 nucleotides. The record is from the annotation of a GenBank genome assembly. NCBI's taxonomy places the organism in Eukaryota, Fungi, Glomeromycota, Glomeromycetes, Diversisporales, Gigasporaceae.
AUGGCUCCCGAAACAAAGAGCCGUAAGCCUGCAAACACCGCCUUCAAGCAACAACGCUUAAAGGCAUGGCAGCCAAUUUUAACACCCAAAACUGUUCUUCCAACGUUUUUUAUCGUGGGGAUCCUCUUUGCACCGCUUGGUGGUCUACUUUUAUGGGCCAGUAAUAGUGUAACAGAACUAGUCAUUGAUUAUACAUAUUGUGAUUCUAAAGCAAGUGACUAUCCUAGCUUCACUUCGGUGCCUUCACAAUAUGUUGUAUCAGUAUCGUUACCUCAAGCAUCAUCAUCUCAAUAUCAACAAAGUAUAUCACAGAUUCAGUGGAGUCGCGAGGUGGUAAUUCCACCUGAAGUGAAUUAUACUGGAACGAACAUCUGGCGCUGUCAUCUUCGAUUUUAUUUACCUUUAGAUUUGAAACCUCCACUAUUUAUAUACUAUCGUUUAACAAAUUUUUACCAAAAUCACCGAAGUUAUGUCAAAAGUUUUGAUGCUAAUCAACUUAAAGGCGAUGCUGUUCCUAUAAGUGCUCUCCAAAGUGCUUGUAGCCCAAUGGCUUCCGCAAAUAAUACUGCCAUUUACCCUUGUGGCUUAAUUGCAAAUUCUAUAUUUAACGACGUUAAUGGAUUUAGUGCAAAUAAUGAAACUUAUAUUCUUGUCAGUAAAGGAAUUGCAUGGCCAUCAGAUAAACAAAAGUAUGGCAAAACCAACUAUCAAUUAAAUCAAAUUAUCCCACCACCAGAUUGGGCUAGUGCAUAUCCCAAUGGUACUUAUACCGCUGAUACUCCUCCACCAGAUUUAUCUACUGAUGAACACUUUCAAGUUUGGAUGCGUACGGCAGGACUUCCAGAUUUCAGGAAAUUAUAUUCAAGAAAUGAUACCAAUGUAUUACAAGCUGGGUUAUAUGAGGUGUGGGCUGAUUAUAGAUAUCCCGUAACUCGAUAUGGUGGUACUAAGUCAUUCGUUUUAUCUACCGUUUCGUUUCUUGGAGGAAAAAAUUCUUUCUUGGGAUUAGCUUAUAUAGCUGUUGGAAUUGCGUGUGUUAUUUUAGGUACAAUUUUCACUGCUAGGCAUUUAUAUAAACCAAGAAAACUCGGUGAUCACACUUAUCUUUCAUGGAAUAAUGCUCAAGGGCACACAAGUGGUAAUCAGUGA